Molecule: messenger RNA, 2348 nt
Organism: Drosophila hydei
Lineage: Eukaryota; Metazoa; Arthropoda; Insecta; Diptera; Drosophilidae
Gene: Cyp4aa1
Product: probable cytochrome P450 4aa1
Exons: 4
Coding region: 195-1715 (506 amino acids)
Molecular function (GO): iron ion binding; monooxygenase activity; oxidoreductase activity, acting on paired donors, with incorporation or reduction of molecular oxygen
Source: RefSeq, a predicted model, not a curated record
UGUUGUGAAUUGAACAAUUAAACGUGAACUGUAAAUUUCACACAGGUGAACAGUAAAGGACAUUUAAAAGACAUUUAACUUCCAUAUAGGCAUAUAUAUAUUUAAAUAUACAAAUUCUAUGAACAAUCUGUGAGAGUGCAAAGUGAAAGAUUAACAAGAACUUUCUUGAAGUUUUAAAACAAACACAAUAAAAUAUGAUUGUGGAAAAAGUGCUGGAGCGUGCUACCAAGUCAGAGCUAUGCAGCGCGUUGGCCCUGUUGGUGCUCUCGCUGAGCAUUUACACCUUCUACACACAGCUGCAAACGUAUCUGAAGUCCGUGCUGCUAUCCCUGCGUCUCUCUGGGCCACCCACGCUGCCCUUUUUGGGCAACUGCAUGCUGAUCAAUGAGAAGGAUCUGAUGAGAAAACGAGCCGCGAAAGCCUUUGAUCUGUAUGGUUCGCUGGUGCGCAUUUGGGUGCUUCUGUUUCCUUUCUUUGUGGUGCUGCAGCCGGAGGAUCUGCAGGUCAUACUCUCCUCCAAGAAGCACACCAACAAGGUGUUCAUCUACAGGCUAAUGCAUAACUUUCUGGGCGAUGGCUUGAUCACCAGCAGCGGCAACAAAUGGAGUACGCAUCGCAAGCUCAUACAGCCAGCGUUUCAUCUCAGUCUGCUGGAGAAGUUCAUUGAUACGUUUGUGGAUGCAUCGCAGUCGCUGAACGAGCAUCUGGAUGCCUCGGCCUUGGACAUGGAGGUCAACAUAGCCAAAUAUGUCAACAACUGUGUGGUCGAUGUGCUCAAUGAGGCUGUGCUGGGCGUGCCCAUCAGGAGGAAGGGUCUCAUGGAGGAUUCGCCAUUUCGCAAGGGCAAGCUGAUGAUACGCGCUCGCUUCUUACAUCCCUGGCUGCUGCUGGACGCCAUCUAUCAGCUGACGUCGCUGGCCAACGAUGAGCUGAAGCAGAAGAAGCGUCUUAACGAUUUUACCCGACAGAUGAUAAAGCGACGUCGAGAGAUUAUGGCCGAUGCGGCCAACAAUAAUGUGGAACGCAAAUGUCUGCUCGACUAUAUGAUUGAGAUCUCCGAGAGCAAUCCCGACUUCAGCGAAGAGGACAUUGUCAACGAGGCCUGCACCUUUAUGCUCGCUGGCCAGGAUUCUGUGGGCGCUGCUGUUGCCUUUACCAUCUUUCUGCUCGCCCAGAACGCGGACUCGCAGGACCAAUGCUACGAGGAGCUGGAGCGCAUCUUUGACUAUAGCAACCGUGCGCCCACCAUGAGCGAUUUGCGUGAGAUGCGCUACUUGGAGAUGUGCAUCAAGGAGGCACUACGUCUCUAUCCCAGUGUGCCGCUCAUUGCCCGCAAGCUUGGCGAGGAAGUGCGUUUGGGCGCUUACACCUUGCCAGCGGGCAGCAAUAUCUUCAUCUGUCCAUAUGCCACACAUCGUCUGGCACACAUCUACCCCGAGCCGGAGAAGUUCAAGCCGGAACGUUUCACCACCGACAACAUGGAACAGCGGCAUCCAUAUGCCUUUAUACCAUUCAGCGCUGGACCGCGCUACUGCAUUGGCAAUCGGUUCGCCAUAAUGGAAAUCAAGACAAUCGUAUCCCGUCUGCUACGUAGCUAUCAGAUCUUGCCCGUGCCUGGCAAGACCACCUUCGAGGCCACAUUUCGCAUCACUCUGCGCGCCUCGGGCGGCUUAUGGGUGCGGCUCAAGCCACGCCAGCAGCCGGAGACGGUCUAGUGGGCAAGCAAUGUAGUAUAGGGAACGAGGCCAAGCCAACAGUUGUGGGCGGAUCAAAUAUAAAUAUAGAAUUGAUGUAAUAUCAUCAUUUAGAGAAGCGAUGUAAGAAGACGGUCUUCGCUUCGCUUCUUCCUUUAAGCCUAGCUUUAAUCCAUGACUAAGUUAAGCUGCAUUCGAGAAGUUUGAAGAGGGACAAGUAAAAUCUAAGCUUAAGAGGUUCAGAACUUCUUUCAUUUGGAGAAGCAGCGCGAGUAGAUCAUUUCUUCUUGCUUUAAGCCCAGCUUUAAUCCCUUAAAAAAUGCCACUAUAUUCGAGAAGUUUGAAGAGAGAAGCUGCUCGGUUUGGCAGUGAGUAGCGAGCAACCAUUGGCUCUGUCUGCUUCUCUCGCGAGAGGCUAGAUGCGAAGUGUAAAUCAAAUAUAUAAAAACUAUUCCUAAGCUUGCCAAACUGACUUAAAGAGAGAAGCGCAACUCAGCACGAUAAACUACAAUUUACUCAAAGCAUCUCACUUAAAGUUCAGAUUGAGCUAAGCUUAACUUACAUUUGCUUCUCUCAACACGCUUCUCGUUUGUAGGCAGCAACGUAGUCGUACCCCGGAAAUAAUUGGUUGGGUCUUUUUAGAUGUUUGCCCAU